AUGGUACCUCCCCUGAACAUCAGUAAAUGCAAGUCAAUCGAUGUUCUGGCUGAUAGGGAGAGAAGAGGCAGGAGACCAAAGUUCUGGGGAUGUCGCCUUCUUCACUUUUUCCGCCGAAAAGCUGGGAAAUACAACCUGGCCAAGGCUGAGGAAGUCUGCCAGAAGGAGGCGGCAUUGUAUCGGAGACUUAAUGAUGGUCAGACUUCUCUACAACAGGGAUGUGUUGUUGUCGAGAUCCAUGAUCAUCAAGACCCUCCAGUCUCUGAAGUCCUCCCUGCUAUAGAGAAACUGCUGGAGCCGGACGUCCCCCAACAACUGGAUGUCAACAUUCCAGCUAGUUUGAAUAAAGAGGACAAAGUGGAAGAGCUGGCCAAGGAUCAGAUUUGUCUGCAGGAUAAUUGCACUGAAGACAAUGAAGUGGAGGAGCAAGACGACAAUCACGUAUUCUGGCAAUACGAAUUUGGGCCCCAGCUGGGUAAAGGAGGCGGUGGCUGUGUGUAUGCAGCGACUCGCUGCACGGAUGGCCUUAAGCCUGGCCAUCCCAGUCGCCUCCCCUUGGAGAUUGGCCUUACACUCUUGGCCAAUGAGGACCCCAGCGUUCCAUACAUAAUCAAACUCCUGGAUUGGCAGGACAACCCGGACUACUAUGUCAUGGUCUUGGAGCGACCCAUGCCUAGCAUGAGCCUGUUUAGUUUCGUGAAGGUCCGUCAAAGGCUCAGAGAGGGGCAAGCACAACAUUUUAUGUGGCAGGUCCUUCAGGCCGCUAACAUUUGCUGCGAGCGCGGGGUCUUCCAUAGAGACAUAAAACUGGAAAACCUCCUGGUGAACCCAGACACAUUGGAGGUUAAGUUGAUCGACUUUGGAUGCGGCGAGCUCAUGAAGGACACUGACUAUGUGACCUUCAGUGGUACAGAAAUAUUCUGUCCACCGGAGUUCAGUAUCAACGGCAGCUACCAUGCAAAGCCGGCGACGGUUUGGUCUUUAGGGAUCCUGCUGUUCGUCAUGGUGUGUGGUUAUUAUCCAGACGACGAAGACCUGCAAGAGAUCAGCAAGAAUACGUGGUCCGAAACUGAUCUGUCAAAAGAAUGCUGCCAGAUGAUUUGUGAUUGUCUGCAGCCGGAUCCCCAGCAGAGACUUCUUCUGGAGGAUAUGCAGCUCCAUGACUGGUUUAUGGUCGUGGAGUAAGAAAACUCCCUGCCCGUCUAGAAGUGCCUGGCACCUUGAAGUGGCAUCAUUUAUAUUUAGAAUUUGUGUUAGAUAAAUAUGUGUUAAGACAAUUGUUUUAAAAUAUUAUCCGAGAUAAAGUAUGAUA
This is a messenger RNA of Puntigrus tetrazona (Sumatra barb), 1312 nucleotides long. RefSeq names its product serine/threonine-protein kinase pim-1-like. The transcript has 9 exons. Lineage: Eukaryota; Metazoa; Chordata; Actinopteri; Cypriniformes; Cyprinidae. Gene Ontology annotation, biological process: protein autophosphorylation; regulation of mitotic cell cycle; negative regulation of apoptotic process. Bases 1 to 1185 code for a protein of 394 amino acids. The record is from RefSeq and is a predicted model, not a curated record. Gene Ontology annotation, cellular component: cytoplasm. Gene Ontology annotation, molecular function: protein serine/threonine kinase activity; ATP binding.